Molecule: messenger RNA, 7088 nt
Organism: Microcebus murinus (gray mouse lemur)
Lineage: Eukaryota; Metazoa; Chordata; Mammalia; Primates; Cheirogaleidae
Source: RefSeq, a predicted model, not a curated record
AAUUAAAUCCCAAGUAGAAUAAAGGAAUCGAGAAAAAAAGCAAGCGAAUGCAAAGGGUUAAGAUCUUCUCCAGCAGUGUUUUCCUGCCAUCAGUAUUAGUUUCCUAGGGCCGCUGCAAACCUGGUGGCUUAAAACAACAGAAAUGUAUUCUCUCACAAUUGUGGAGGCCCAGAGUCUGAAAUCAGGGAGCCAACGGGGCACACCCUCUUUGAUGGCUCUAGCAGGGAAUCUUCCUUGCUCCUCCUGGCUCCUGAUUCCUCCAUGUGUUUCUUGGCUUGUGGCAGCAUAACUCCAGUCUCUGCCUCCAUCUUCAUGUGACCUCUCUCUGUGUCUUUCCAUGCAUCUCUUAUAAGGACACUUAUUAUUGGAUUUAAGGACCACCUGGAUAAUUUGGAAUGGUCUCAUCUUGAGAUUCUUAACUUAUUUAAAUAUGCAAAGACCGUUUUUUCCAAAUAAGAUCACAUUCACAAGUUUUGGCAUGAGGACAGGGGCAUGUUUUCUUGGGGGCGACUAUUUAACCCUUGACACCACUUCAACCAGCAGUUGUAGUUUAUUUCUUUGACCUCUUGACAUUAUUGGCAUGCUUGUACGACUCAUUUGGACCACAUCAUCUCUAGCCUUACUAUUAUUGAACAAUUUUUACUUCUUUUGCCAGAUUAUGACCCCUUAUCUUAGCCCAUUUAUUUGUGCUACUAUUACAAAAUACUUAAGGUAGGUAGUUUAUAAACAAUAGAAAUUUUUCUUUUCAUUCAUUCACUAAUUCAUUUAGAGAUGGGGUCUUGCUAUAUAGCCCAGGCUGGAGUGCAGUGGCUAUUCACAGGCAUGAUCUUAGAGUUCUAUAGCCCCAAAAUGGGCUCAAGCAAUCCUCCUGCCUCAGCCUCCAGAGUAGCUGGGACUACAGGUGUGCUCCACUGCACCCAGCUGUAAAACAUAGGAAUUUAUUGCCCACCAUUCUGGAGGCUGAGUUCAAGAUCAUGGUGCUGUAAGCUUUAGUAUCUGGUGAGGACUCGCUCUCUGCCUCAUAGUUGGUGCCUUUUUCUUGCAUCCUCACAUAGUGGAAGGGGCAAGGGAUCUCCCUGAAGCCUCUUUUAUAAAGGUGUUAAUCCCGUUUGGGAUGGAGCCCUUAUGACUUAAUCCCUUUCUAAAGGUUUUGCUUCUUAAUAGUAUUGCUUUGAGUUCCAACAUAUAAAUUUUUGGGGGUGACACUAACACUCAGACCAUAGCAGCCCUGAGAUGAUGAUGGCUUCUUUUGCUCUGUAACUUUUCAGCUACUAGCAGCAGCCUGCUUAGCCAUGUGGUGCUUAAGAAAUGUUUAUCAGGUGAUCAACAUUUUUUGUGAAUAAAAUGAAAGAUGGCAAGUAAAUAUCCUGGCAUGGUGAUUACUGGGAGAGUAUUUUGAAAUAUAGCAUGUGAUUUUUCUCACUGCCAGUUUUUUGUGUUUUUGUUAAUUUUUGGUGUUCUACUUUUUGGGAGGAGUAACUAACUGCUUUUUAUUUCUCUAGAACUGUAAGUGAGUCGUUGGGAGGGAGCAGAGCUGAUGUUGGGACUAGCCAAGCUGAGUGGGUUUGGAGGUCAGCCAGAUAAAGCUUGGAGGCCUGUUGGCAGGUCUGUCCCUGUUACUUGGGCAUUUGUCUUACCUGGUAUUUUGGAAGUCUUUAUCUUCCCGGGAAUCCUUUGUAGUUGCGUUUACAAACUUAGAAGACACUCUUGCAGGCACCUGCACCAGCAGCAGUGGAGGACUAUGGUGAGGGCAGCCUCCAAUCUUGCUUUCUUUCCAUAAGGAGAUGGUUUCACAGUAGAUCUGCAUGACAAGGUCUCCUUGGCCUGCCCUGUAAGCACAGCUGGUCUCUGAGGCUUACCAAUGAGCACAGGUCUUAGGCUGUUUUCCCAAUUAUUCUCUUUUCUUUCUUUGGCUUAAUUUCAAGGUUAUCUGCUAAUGUCCCCUUUUUUCUUUUUCUUUUGUCUCAGUCUUACUUUGAAUAGAUGCUGGCAGUCUAACCCUAUCAAAGUUUAAGUGAUUUUUUUUGUACUAAGCAUUUGAAGGUAACUGAUUUUCAGCCUUUUUGGUAUUUUUAAGCAGGUAUUCAAUGAUUACCUUCAUUUGGAGUUUUACUGUAUCCAUGGUUCGUGAUGUAAGUGCUCAAGUCUGUGAAAUGUACGUAAUCGUUACUUUCAGCGAGAGUGUUCUAUAGAAAGGUUGACCCAUAAGGUGCAGGUUAAUCCUCUCCCUUGGUAUAGUGGGAGAAAGGAGAGGCUGGAAAGGAAUGCAUAGACUAUAGCAUUAUGGGUAAGAAUGGCUUCUGGUGUCAGACACGUGUGGGUUUGAAUCUCAUUCCUCCACUUCCCAGCUUUGUGACAUUAGGGAACUUAAUUCACCUCUCUGAGCUUUAGUUUUAUUAUCUGUAAAAUAAAGAUGAUAAUUGCUAUUGUAUCAUUAUGUGUGUUGCCAGGAUUAAGUGUGGUAAUAUGCAUGCAGAUCUCUUUCAUGAUAGUGUUUGGUACUGUGGAAGUGUUCAAAAAAUUGUGACUGCUAUUAUCAUUUAUUUUUCAGGGAAAACCGAGGCACUAGUGAUAAUUAUGAAAUGUUUCCAAGUCGCCCCACAGGAAGAGUCUAACUUGUGGGAUUUAGAAAACAGACCAUUAAUGUGUUGAGUAAUGCAAUAUUGAAUAAGUCAGUUAUUAAAAUCUGGCUCUGUGGUGUUUAUUUGGUUAGUUUGGAGAAAGAUAGACAAAUGACAAGAAUAAAGGCACUUAAUGACUUUCUUACUGAUUUAAAGCAUUUAUCAUGCUAGAUGUAUAAAACUACACUUCCUCUUAGUUUAAAGUCUCUACCUCCAAGCUCAAUGGGAGGAUAGAAUUUAGAGUAUGGUUUAAUUAUUAGUGUUAACUUCGUAUUUUUAGGAAUAAUUUUAUGACUGAGAGAUUUGUUCCAGAUCACGUGUCUUUUAUAAUAGAGAUGUGAUUAAAUACAUUGUUCUUUGUAUUAGGAAACCAUGAAUUUCUACACUGCUUCUCUGAUUUUCUGAUCAAAGAAAAAAAAAUCAUAGUAGAUGAUUCUUAGAACAGUCCCCUCCCCAGAGUUAUAUUUUAGAUUAAAAUUACUUUGCUUAAGCCUCUCUGUGUAUUACAUCAUUUCUGAGCUUUUCAGAGGGGGAAAAAGAGGAGUAGGGGCAUAAAGUGUUAGAAAUUGAGUAAAUUGCAUCAUAAUCUGACCUUGAACAUUGAUAUUGUGACUGGAUGUUGAAGACUUUACCAAAGUUCAUUGGUUCAUGAGUUGAAGAAUUCCUUAUGUAGGGGCAUGUGUUCUUACAUGGAAGAAAUCUUCUCAGAUUUGGGGUCUUAGAGCAGGAGAUACAAGGUUAGAUGUAUGAAAGAACUUCCCAUGUGGAGUCUUCUGCCCAAAUGUAAACUCUAUGAAGGGAAGAACUUGGCCCCUUUGCUUUGUACCUCCCAUGCUCAAAUCAGUGCCUGGCUCACUGUUGGUGCUCACUGGUCCAGGGCAUGGAUGAUUAUGGGGAGGAAAGGCAGUGAACUUGUUGGGGUUCAGGACACCGUCUGUACUCUGUGCAGUUUAUUUCAGGCUUGGCCUUUGCUAAGGGUCAGAAAGUUGGUUGGAAUAGAGAUCCAUCCACAUGUUGGAACUACAGCUGUAUUUGAGCACUUUGCCAGGUGCAAGAGAUGAGAUGGUACAAAGUCCUUCUGCAGUGUAUUUUUCAGUAUUGAAUUGUUGGGGGUUCUAUCUUUUUAACAGUGGUUUUAACAAGGGAUAUUUCCCUAGAAUGGUUCCUCGUGAGGUAGUAGAGUGAUCUCUGGGUUCAGGGUAUUGGGUGAUUUUUUUUUUUUUUUAAAGGGAUGGGGUCUCACUAUGUUGUCCAGGCUCACAGGCAUGCCUAAUAGCACACUGCAGCCGGCAGCCUCCAGCCUUGAACUCCCAGGCUCAAGUGAUCCUCCGGCUUUAGCCUCCUUAGUGGCUGGUUCUACAAACAUGCACCACCAUGCCUGGCUCUGGGUAGAUAUUUAGCCAUUAAGCCUAAGUAAAUCUUGACAAUUUUGGUUCAUUUUAUCGUCCCUGAGAAGAAGCUCGGUGAAUGUGGUCAUUUAAAUACGUGAUUUCCUUGUUUAGGCAGCAUUAAUGGCCUUUCUGUGCUUCUUUCUGCUCCUUCUUAAGUUGGGAGUCUGGACAGAUCCCCCUGCCCCCAUUCCUAUGCCCCCAAAUAAGGGUUUGAAAUUCCUAUGAUCUUCUUCAAGGAGAAGGGUUGAGAGUGCUUUGGUCUUCCUGUUUUCCUCCCUGCCUCCCUGUUGCAAUAUUGAGCCUGUGUGUUCUACAGUUUUUUUUUUUUUUUUUCCUCAGCACCAAAUUGAGAUCUUAUUUCUGUCUUUUUCAACUUUAACAUCUCUUCUUUUUCGUGUUUGGGGAUCAGAAGCCACAUAUGGACCAAGAGGAAAGUGGGAAACAAGGCUGGCCGGGGCAGUCGUUAUACAAUGGUAGAUGGAGUAAUGAUUCUUCCUGUGCUAGUGAUGAUUGCUUUCCCUUCCCCGAGUAUGGAAGAUGAGAAGCCCAAGGUCAACCCCAAACUUUACAUGUGUGUGUGUGAAGGCCUCUCCUGCGGUAGCGAGGAACACUGUGAAGGCCAGCAGUGCUUCUCCUCGCUGAGCAUCAACGAUGGCAUCCAGGUCUACCAGAAAGGCUGCUUCCAGGUCUAUGAACAGGGGAAGAUGACUUGUAAGACCCCACCAUCCCCUGGCCAAGCCGUGGAGUGCUGCCAAGGGGACUGGUGUAACAAGAACAUCACAGCACAGCUGCCCACUAAAGGGAAAUCCUUUCCUGGAACACAGAACUUCCACCUGGAGGUCGGCCUCAUUAUUCUCUCGGUAGUGUUUGCAGUAUGCCUUCUAGCCUGCCUACUGGGAGUUGCUCUUCGAAAAUUUAAAAGGCGCAACCAGGAACGCCUCAAUCCCCGAGACGUGGAGUACGGCACCAUCGAAGGGCUCAUCACCACCAAUGUUGGAGACAGCACUUUAGCAGAUUUAUUGGAUCAUUCGUGUACGUCAGGAAGUGGCUCUGGUCUUCCUUUUCUGGUGCAAAGAACAGUGGCUCGCCAGAUUACUCUCUUGGAGUGUGUUGGGAAAGGCAGGUAUGGUGAGGUGUGGAGAGGCAGUUGGCAAGGAGAAAAUGUUGCCGUGAAGAUCUUCUCCUCCCGGGAUGAGAAGUCAUGGUUCAGGGAAACAGAAUUGUACAACACUGUGAUGCUGAGGCAUGAAAAUAUCUUAGGUUUCAUUGCUUCAGAUAUGACAUCAAGACACUCCAGUACCCAGUUGUGGUUAAUUACACACUAUCAUGAAAUGGGAUCGUUGUACGACUAUCUUCAGCUUACUACUCUGGAUACAGUUAGCUGCCUUCGAAUAGUGCUGUCCAUAGCUAGUGGUCUUGCACAUUUGCACAUAGAGAUAUUUGGGACCCAAGGGAAACCAGCCAUUGCCCAUCGAGAUUUAAAGAGCAAAAAUAUCCUGGUUAAGAAGAAUGGACAGUGCUGCAUAGCAGAUUUGGGCCUGGCAGUCAUGCAUUCCCAGAGCACCAACCAACUUGACGUGGGCAACAACCCCCGUGUGGGCACCAAGCGCUACAUGGCCCCUGAAGUUCUAGAUGAAACCAUCCAGGUGGAUUGUUUUGAUUCUUACAAGAGGGUCGAUAUUUGGGCCUUCGGACUUGUUUUGUGGGAAGUGGCCAGGCGGAUGGUGAGCAAUGGUAUAGUGGAGGAUUAUAAGCCACCAUUCUACGAUGUGGUUCCCAAUGACCCAAGUUUUGAAGAUAUGAGGAAAGUAGUCUGUGUGGAUCAACAGAGGCCAAACAUACCCAACAGAUGGUUCUCAGACCCGACAUUAACCUCUCUGGCCAAGCUGAUGAAAGAAUGCUGGUAUCAGAAUCCAUCUGCAAGACUCACAGCUCUGCGUAUCAAAAAGACUUUGACCAAAAUUGAUAAUUCCCUAGACAAAUUGAAAACUGACUGUUGACAUUUUCACGGUGUCAAGAAGGAAGAUUUGAUGUUGUUGUUGUCCAGCUGGGACCUAACGCUGGCCUGGUUGUCAGAACAGAAUCCAUCUGUCUCCCUCCCCAAGUGGCUGCUUCACUACGGCAGACAUCUUACCCAGCCGUGUGUUGGGGAGACACCAAAACCACCCUAACCUCGCUCAAUGACUGUGAACCGGGCAUUUCACGAACUGUUCACACUGCAGAAACUAAUGUUGGACAGACACUGUUGCAAAGGUAGGGAACUGGAGGAACACAGAGAAAUCCUAAAAGAGAUCUGGGCAUUAAGACAGUGGCUUUGCAUAUCUUUCACAAGUCUCCUAGACACUCCCCACGGGAAACUCGAGGAGGUGGCGAAUUUUUAAUCAGCAAUAUUGCCUGUGCUUCUCUUCUUUAUUGCACUAGGAAUUCUUUGCAUUCCUUACUUGCACUGUUACUCUUAAUUUUAAAGACCCAACUUGCCAAAAUGUUGGCUGCGUACUCCACUGGUCUGUCUUUGAAUAAUAGGAAUUCAAUUUGGCAAAACAAAAUGUAAUGUCAGACUUUGCUGCAUUUUACACAUGUGCUGAUGUUUACAAUGAUGCCGAACAUUAGGAAUUGUUUAUACACAACUUUGCAAAUUAUUUAUUACUUGUGCACUUAGCAGUUUUUACAAAACCGCUUUGUGCAUAUGUUAAAGCUUAUUUUUAUGUGGUCUUAUGAUUUUAUUACCGAAAUGUUUUUAACACUAUACUCUGAAAUGGACAUUUUCUUUUAUUAUCAGUUAAAUUCACAUUUUAAGUGCUUCACAUUUGUAUGUGUGUAGACUGUAACUUUUUUUCAGUUCAUAUGCAGAACGUAUUUAGCCAUUACCCAUGUGACACCACCGAAUAUAUUACUGAUUUAGAAGCAAAGAUUUCAGUAGAAUUUUAGUCCUGAACGCUGUGGGGAAAAUGCAUUUUCUUCAGAAUUAUCCAUUAUGUGCAUUUAAACUCUGCCAGAAAAAAAUAACUAUUUUGUUUUAAUCUACUUUUUGUAUUUAGUAGUUAUUUGUAUAAAUUAAAUAAACUGUUUUCAAGUC